Molecule: messenger RNA, 1154 nt
Organism: Oryza brachyantha (malo sina)
Lineage: Eukaryota; Viridiplantae; Streptophyta; Magnoliopsida; Poales; Poaceae
Product: transcription factor MYB4-like
Exons: 3
Coding region: 1-837 (278 amino acids)
Source: RefSeq, a predicted model, not a curated record
AUGGGGAGGGCGCCGUGCUGCGAGAAGGAGGGGCUGAGGAGGGGGGCGUGGAGCCCCGAGGAGGACGACCGCCUCGUCGCCUACAUCCGCCGCCACGGCCACCCCAACUGGCGCGCGCUCCCCAAGCAGGCCGGGUUGCUCCGGUGCGGGAAGAGCUGCCGGCUCCGGUGGAUCAACUACCUCCGCCCCGACAUCAAGCGCGGCAACUUCACCGCCGACGAGGAGGCCCUCAUCGUCAGCCUCCACCACUCUCUCGGCAACAGGUGGUCGGCCAUCGCCGCCCAGCUGCCCGGUCGCACUGACAACGAGAUCAAGAACGUCUGGCACACUCACCUCAAGAAGAGGCUGGACGACGAACGGAAGGCGACGGCCACGCCCACCGGCGCCGGUGGUCGCCGGCAGCAGACGCGCAAGCAGCCCAAGGCAGCUAAGAAGAGCGCCGCCGCGAAGCGCGAGACGACGACGCCGUCGCCGGUGCGGUCGAGCAGCGUCGACACCAGCAGCGGCGUGACGUGCUCCACCGUGACCGAGUCGGCCGCCGCGGUGUCGUCGUCGCCGUCGCCAUCGUCGGCCCACAGCCAGCAACAGCAGCAUCACGUCGCUGUCAAGGAGGAGAGCUUCAGCUCGGCCGAGCUCCCGGUGCCCACGACGGACCUCGCCGGCAUGGACGAGAGCUUCUGGUCGUCCACGGACGUGACGGGCAUGAUGGACCUCGGCGACAUGGACGAGGAGCUGGGCCUCGCCGGCUCGUCGUCGUCGGCGAGGAGCGAGGACAUGGAGUUCUGGCUCAAGAUGCUCCUCGAGUCCGGCGACAUGAGGGAUUUGGACGUCUUGUGAUCACUCCAAAAUUAAGCUUAAUUAACUACCCGGAAAAACUAAUAGCACCUCUUCUCCCUCUCUCUCUUUUUUUCCUUUUUUUUCUCUUUUUUUUUCCCAGUUUCCAGCGAGAAAAUGAUGGGAAAUUAUUCAGGUGGUUUCACCUUUUAGAAAAAAAAGGAUACUGGUAGAAACAUUUCUUUGGUUCGUUGUCUGGCUGCAGAAUUAGAUCCAGUGCUUCUGUGCUCUGUACUUAAUUACCCUCGAAAUGAGAUGGUUAAUGUUAUUACCCAUGCUUAAUUAAUUACGGCUCCAAAUUAACUGUAAUGUCAGAUCAU